Thecamonas trahens ATCC 50062 is the source of this 1938-nucleotide messenger RNA. Its product is annotated as gephyrin. The transcript has 2 exons. The record is from RefSeq and is a predicted model, not a curated record. Gene Ontology annotation, molecular function: molybdopterin molybdotransferase activity. Lineage: Eukaryota; Apusomonadida; Apusomonadidae. Bases 67 to 1938 code for a protein of 623 amino acids. Gene Ontology annotation, cellular component: cytosol; cytoplasm. Gene Ontology annotation, biological process: molybdenum incorporation into molybdenum-molybdopterin complex; Mo-molybdopterin cofactor biosynthetic process.
CACCACCACCACCACCACGGCCACCACCACGGCCACCACGUGACUAGUCCCCGCCCUCUGCCCGACAUGACAGACCGACUCCGCGUGGGGAUAGUGACCGUGUCUGACAGUGUGAGCCAGGGAAAGAGCCGGGACGCCACGGGUGCCGGCCUCAUUGCCCUCCUCUGCAGCGAGACGUGGAGUGAGAGCUUCUGUGUGGUUGGUGGCCAUGAAGCGCAUGUGGUAUGCGAUGAUGAAGAGGCCAUCGGAGGCCUUGUGGAGGACAUGAUGGCUGACGGAUCGGUGGAUGUGGUGGUCACUGCGGGUGGUACUGGUCCAUCGCCAAGGGAUGUCACACCGGAGGCUCUGGCUCCUCUCCUCGGCAAGCGCUUUCCUGGCAUCGUUGCACUCAUGCACAUGAUCUCGGCUGAGAAAUCACCCUCUCCGUUUUGGUCCCUCUCUCGCCCGGUCGCCGCUCUCGCGGCUCGGUAUCCCGUCCUCGUCAUCGCUUUGCCAGGCUCGCCAAAGGGUGCCAUCGAGUGUCUCGAGCCGGUCCUUCCCUCGCUCGUCAUAUCUGAUCCGUGCUUUGCCGCCGGGCCGUCGCGCCGCGGGUCAAAGUACCCCAUGAUCCCGCUGGCAGAGGCGACAAAGGCUGUGCUCGACGCUGUGGCUGGCCUCCCGUCGCCAGACACCAUCACGGUUGCGCUGGAGGCCGCCGUUGGACGCGUCCUUGCCGAGGACGUCGUCGCUCAUGCCGACUUUCCUCCGUUUCCGGCGUCGAUGAAGGACGGCUACGCCGUGGUCGCCGCAGAUGGCGCGGGCACGUAUCCAGUUGUCGACGACGUUGUCGCCGGCGCCAACGAGGCUCCGCCGAGCCUGCAGCCGGGCUCGGUUGUCCGCAUCACCACCGGUGCCCCGCUCCCGCCCGGCGCCGACGCCGUGGUCAUGGUUGAGCGGACUGAGGUCGCCGACGCCGGGUCCGGCGAUGGACCCGAGCUCGCCGUCACCAUCCUCGACAGCGUCCAGGCCGGGGCCGACGUCCGGCCGCCCGGAUGUGACAUCGCCGCUGGCACCACCGUCCUCGCCGCAGGCACCGUCCUCACGCCGGCUGACAUUGGCCUCCUCGCCACCCUCGGCGUCGUCGCCCCGCGUGUUGUCCGCGCUCCGCGCGUUGUCCUCCUUUCAACCGGCACCGAGCUUGUUGAGGCCGGCACCGAGGGUGAGCUUCCUCGCGGCCGGAUCCGUGACUCGAACCGGCCCAUGCUCGCCGCCCGCCUCGCCGCACUCCCGGUCGAGGUUGUUGACCUCGGCAUUGUUGCCGAUGACGAGGCCGCCGUCGCUGCCGCGCUCGCCCAUGCCGCCGCGCACGGUGACCUGGUUCUCACCUCAGGCGGCGUCUCGAUGGGCCAGAAGGACCUGGUCAAGCCGCUGCUCGCCACCAUGGGCUCCAUCCACUUUGGCCGCGUCUGCCUCAAACCAGGCAAGCCGACGACGUUUGCCACCUUGGCGCGGACUCCGGCGUCGGCAGACGCGGCGCCGCCUGCGCCCGGGGAUGCGGUCCUCGCCUUUGCACUGCCAGGCAAUCCGGUCUCGGCGCUCGUCACCUUUGAGCUCUUUGUGGCGCCAGCCCUCGCCCUUCUUGCCCUUCCGCUCGCGACACGAACCGCAGCCAUAGCCGCAGCAGGCGUCCGCGAUCCGUCGGCGCCCGCUCUCAUGCCGGGCCUUGCGCUUGCUGGCGCCGUCCUCGGCCACGCCAUCGCGUGCGACCCGGCACGCCCCGAAUUUCAUCGGGUUGUGUUGCAGUGGUCGGCGCGGGAAAGUGCCUUUGUCGCCAACUCGACCGGUGUGCAGCGCUCAUCGCGUCUCGCCUCAGCAUCAGGCGCCUCUGCCCUCGCCUUUAUCCCGCAGCAGUCCGAGCCGCUGGCCAAGGGCGCGGCCGUCGAUGUUGUUCUCCUUUAA